AGUUUGAUCUUUUACCCGAAAUUUCACAUAUUUUCAUAUAUUUUCUUCUAAUUAUAAAAAAAAAAGAAACCAGAAAAAAAAACCAGUCAAAAUGGGUCAUCAUGGCACAAACAGAGUAGAAAACAUGUCGUGUCCCUGCAAUGCCACAGCCGCGGAAACAGCGACCGGCGUUUCGAACGCGAACGCGACGAUCGUGGAGAUACACAGCGUUUGUAUGCCGCCGAAGCAAACGGCGUUUCAGAAGCUGAAGCAUCGCGUCUCGGAGAUCUUCUUCCCCGACGAUCCGCUGUACAGAUUCAGGAACCAGACAUGGAGGACGAAACUGGUUCUGUGUUUGCAGAGCCUGUUCCCCAUCUUCACGUGGGGUCCACUUUACAAUCUCAAGCUCUUUAGGUCCGACGUCAUCUCCGGUCUCACCAUUGCCAGUCUCGCCAUCCCUCAGGGAAUCAGCUACGCAAAGCUUGCAAACUUACCACCCAUCAUUGGUCUAUAUUCAAGCUUUGUACCGCCGAUUAUAUAUUCGGUAUUGGGCAGUUCAAGACACCUAGCCGUCGGUCCGGUCUCAAUAGCAUCUCUUGUGAUGGGCUCAAUGCUAAGUGCGAGCGUUUCCCCCUCCAAUGACCAAAUCCUUUACCUCAAGCUGGCUUUCACUUCGACUUUCUUCGCCGGCCUCUUCCAAGCUUCUUUGGGCCUUUUCAGGCUUGGGUUUGUGAUUGACUUCUUGUCAAAGGCAACCCUGAUAGGGUUCACGGCAGGUGCGGCGGUCAUUGUGUCGCUUCAACAGCUCAAGGGUCUUCUCGGAAUCGUUCACUUCACCGGGAAAAUGCAGUUUCUUGCUGUCAUGUCCUCUGUCUUCACUCACAAAUCCGAGUGGUCGUGGCAAACCAUUGCAAUGGGGCUCGGCUUCUUGUGCUUCCUGUUAACAACAAGGCACAUUAGCAUGAAGAGGCCGAAUCUUUUCUGGGUAUCGGCUGCAGCUCCGCUCGUAUCUGUUGUUCUCUCUACCCUUCUGGUGUUUCUUCUCAGAUCCAAGACUCAUGCCAUUUCCUUUAUUGGGCAUUUGCCAAAGGGUCUGAAUCCUCCUUCAUCAAACAUGUUGUACUUCAGUGCCACCCAUCUUGCUCUUUCCAUCAAGACCGGUAUCAUCACUGGCAUUCUUUCCCUUACAGAAGGGAUUGCUGUGGGAAGGACAUUUGCUGCUCUCAAGAAUUACCAAGUUGACGGGAACAAAGAAAUGAUGGCAAUCGGUUUCAUGAACAUGGCUGGUUCUUGCACCUCUUGCUACGUUACAACAGGAUCCUUUUCCAGAUCUGCUGUAAGCUACAAUGCUGGAGCACAAACAGCGGUUACUAACAUUGUGAUGGCUUCAGCUGUGCUCAUAACCCUUUUGUUUCUCAUGCCACUCUUCUAUUACACACCCAACUUUAUCCUGGCGGCCAUCAUCAUAACUGCAGUGAUAGGUCUCAUCGACUAUCAGGCUGCAUACAAGUUGUGGAAAGUUGACAAGCUCGACUUCUUUGCUUGCUUGUGUUCCUUCUUUGGUGUCCUCUUCAUCUCUGUACCUCUCGGCUUAGCAAUAGCAGUUGGAGUUUCGGUUCUAAAGAUUCUGUUGCAUGUAACCAGACCAAACACCGUUGUAUUGGGGAAUAUCCCGGGGACUGAGAUAUACCAGAGUCUUGGAAGAUACAGAGAAGCCUCAAGAAUUCCAGGCUUCUUGAUAUUGGCUAUAGAAUCUCCUAUAUACUUUGCCAAUUGCACUUACCUGCAAGAAAGGAUCUUGAGAUGGAUCAGAGAAGAGGAAGGAUGGAUAAAGGGGAACAAUGGAAAUACGCUGAAAUGCGUAAUUCUUGAAUUGACAGCCGUGUCAGCCAUCGACACAAGCGGGAUUGAGGCCGUGUUUGAGCUCAGAAGAACGCUCGAGAAGCAAUCACUUCAGCUCGUGUUAGUAAACCCCGUCGGGAGCGUGAUGGAAAAGCUGCACAAGUCAAAGAUCACUGACGCGUUGGGGAUGAGCGGACUCUAUCUCUCAGUUGGCGAGGCCGUUGCCGAUAUUUCAUCAGCAUGGAAAGCGCAGCCUCAGCCAUGAAACCAACCUGCCAAACUCCCACAGUGCUGCUGAAGCAAAAGUGGGAAAGUUAUAAAGAAGAGCAAAACCAGACAGAGAAGUUUUGGGGAACAUUAAGCAUUAUAGAUGUCAGCUUGAGCUUUUGCAAUUGAGGAAUGGACCUUUCCUGUUCUGUAAAUCAGAGUUUGAGAAAACCUUUUUUUUUUUUCCUC
Messenger RNA from Tarenaya hassleriana, 2277 nucleotides. Its product is annotated as probable sulfate transporter 3.4. Gene Ontology annotation, cellular component: membrane. Gene Ontology annotation, molecular function: secondary active sulfate transmembrane transporter activity. The transcript has 13 exons. Gene Ontology annotation, biological process: transmembrane transport. Bases 92 to 2086 code for a protein of 664 amino acids. The record is from RefSeq and is a predicted model, not a curated record. NCBI's taxonomy places the organism in Eukaryota, Viridiplantae, Streptophyta, Magnoliopsida, Brassicales, Cleomaceae.